This is a messenger RNA of Meloidogyne enterolobii, 737 nucleotides long. NCBI's taxonomy places the organism in Eukaryota, Metazoa, Nematoda, Chromadorea, Rhabditida, Meloidogynidae. The record is from the annotation of a GenBank genome assembly.
CACACAAAAAAUGCCAAAAUUAUUCUUAUUUAAUUUUCUAAUAAUUAUUUAUUUAUUUCCUUUUUUAAAACAAUUUUUGGCCGAAAGCUUACUUUUCGAAUGGAUUCCCUCUAACCAACUGUCUAAAACAAAAUAUUGGAUUAAUAAAGAGAAUUGCGAGAAAAGAGAAAAUAAAAAUAAUUCUUUCGUGGCAAUACUUGAAGGGGAAAUGAAGGCAAUAUUACCUGAAAAUGGAAUUAUUUUCUUUGGAAAUAAAGCUAAAAUUGAGGAAGAAAAAAAUAAAGAAAAGAAACAAUGUUUAGAAGAAUCAUUCAACAGUCCAAAAAUAGACGAACCAAAUUUUUUUGAUGGGGCCAACUGGCAAAUAAAAAAAGUAAAAAGUGUAAUAGAGAAAGAAGAGUAUGAUGAAAAUGAAGAAGAAAAAGAAAGUAUUUCAUCAAAUAUAUUUUUGUUAGAUGCUGAAAAAGUUCCCUCAAUAAAGGUAAAUUUAAAAAGUUUAAAAAAUAUUUUUAAAAAGAAAGGGGGGAAAAAGAGGGGAAAAUAUUUAAAUUUAUUAAAAUAUUGAGGGAAUAUUGAGGGAAAAUGAAGGAGAAAUUUUAAAAUAAAAUAAAUUAAACUGUUGCCAAAUUACCAAAACACGGCCAUAUUUAAAGGAAAAAUUAAAGGGGUGGGAAGAAAUGAAUAAACCUGACGCAAUUUUUGUUUUAUAUUUAUUUCCGUUAACAUUAAAAGUUAGU